CUCUCUUCCAUAUUGGUUAACAGUAGAAGGCUCAGUUUCUCUGCUCAUCACACGGCCUUCGGCACUGUAGCUUUGGGUGGUGGGCUGCAGAUUAAUUUUGUAACCACCUUAAGAAAAAUACGGAACUCUAACUCCUUGCCACUCAAGAAAUGUCCUCCCUUUCGGAAUAUGCCUUCCGCAUGUGUCGUCUCAGUGCCCGGCUAUUUGGUGAAGUCACCAGGCCUACUAAUUCCAAGUCUAUGAAAGUGGUGAAACUGUUUAGUGAACUGCCCUUGGCCAAGAAGAAGGAGACUUAUGAUUGGUAUCCAAAUCACCACACUUAUGCUGAACUCAUGCAGACCCUCCGAUUUCUUGGACUCUACAGAGAUGAGCAUCAGGAUUUUAUGGAUGAGCAAAAACGACUAAAGAAGCUUCGUGGAAAGGAGAAACCAAAGAAAGGAGAAGGGAAAAGAGCAGCAAAAAGGAAAUAGUGUUGGUCCCUCAAGAGGGAGACUUUCUUCCUCAGUGGCGGAGAGAAGAAAGUGCAUUUAUUGUCUUUCCACAUAUUGGAGGAAUGUCAUCUUCCUAAAUGAAGUUUAUUUGGAGGAACACAGUCAUCUCCUUGGUGAAAUCUAAUCCGGUUACAUUGUGGCUGGUUUCUUGAACACAUUCUAACUGUGCAAAAUUAUUUUGGCCUUGGCCGUGUAAUGUGAGGUUUACCUGAUUCUCUAAUGAAAUAAAUACCUAAGUUAU
Pan troglodytes (chimpanzee) is the source of this 732-nucleotide messenger RNA. RefSeq names its product mitochondrial ribosomal protein S33 (gene MRPS33). The transcript has 3 exons. Gene Ontology annotation, cellular component: mitochondrion. The record is from RefSeq and is a predicted model, not a curated record. The coding region runs from base 150 to 470 and encodes 106 amino acids. NCBI's taxonomy places the organism in Eukaryota, Metazoa, Chordata, Mammalia, Primates, Hominidae.